UAUGACACUUCUGACUCACAAAUCACUCGAAGCCAAGCAUAUCGGAAUUCCAGGAGGGCCUCACAAAUCAAUACGAAUCCUUUAAGUAUGUUUCUGUCUUCAUUGAAAUAUGCAUUCUUAAUUCUAAACUUCUUUCUGUGGGGCUUUCGAAAAAAAAUAUGCAAAUUGGUCUGUUCAAUUCAUUUAACUUAUCUUCAACUUCGUAUGGUCUGACAUCGACUCAUUCACGGGAGUUGGCGUAGCAACGGUCCAACUCCGGAAUAUCACAUACAAGCAUGAAAAUGCAUCUCCUAAUAAUAUAUACAGAGCCUCGGACCUUUCUUCUCUGCACCUAUUGUUGCCGCCAUCCCUUCCACAACCUUCUUCUCUGCGUCACCACGGCCGAUGGUCCCGACUCAUUAUGACCACGUCGCCCAGCCCCAUUGCUAGGCUACCUUGCUUGCUGCAUUAAUCCUUAUUACAUGAAAUUAAUGACGACUACAUAAUUGUAUAAUUCAGAGGUCCAUAUAUACCCCAUCUUAUGUAUAAUAUUUGUAGAGCUAGGGCCUUAACUUUGCAUUGCACGUGAUGCAGGUAGCCAGUGCACGUGAUGCAGGAAGGAAGGAGGACCAUAUAAUAUAUAUGUAUAUGUAUAUGUGUGUGCAUAUACAAGAAGAAAAAAUUCGCAAAUCUCAUCCAUAAUCUAGAGCGCGCGUGAAACUGCUAAACGACGUCGUACCGUACGUAUGCAAGAUUUGAACCAGCCACCUUUUUCGGGUGAAAGGAGGUUUCUUUGUUGAUUCAAAUAUCAUCUUAUGUAUGCAUCCAUUUUCGUGUACAAAGUCACAAACCCUAAUUUAUUUCUUCAAAACAGUCGCUAUUAAAGUAGCUUUUUUUUUCAUCUGCUUGAUUUUGACGUCCAUCAAGUGCUCGUGCUCGUCCUUCCAGGCUUCUUCUACAGAAAUAGGACUUCCAGUCUUGCGAUGGCGACGAGUUCUUAUAAACACUCUAAACCUUUUGAAAAAAGACGGGAAAUAUCUGCUCAGAUCAGGGAGAAAUUUUCUGAUAGAGUUCCACUUAUUAUUGAGAAGGCAGCAGGAAGUGAAGUUCCUGACAUUGAUAGGAAGGAAUUCCUUGUUCCUACUGAUUGGACUGUUGGACAGUUUGUUUAUGUCAUCCGGAACAGGAUCAAAUUGAGUGCUGAGAAAGCUAUAUUCAUAUUUGUCGAUAACAUGCUGCCUCCAACAGGGAUGCUGAUGUCUGCAAUUUAUGAGGAACACAAGGAUGAAGAUGGGUUUAUCUACAUGACUUAUAGUGGUGAGAACACAUUUGGUUAGGGAAUCGGGACUACGUAGAUAUGGGUAUAUAUGCAUAGCAUUUUUUAAUUUUUUUUUAACUGUAAAUUUUCAUCCAUAUUCUAUUUUGUUUGGGUAUAUUUGCCUGACCCUAGCUGACUACCAUUUACAUUUUUGAAUCAUUCUUUGGCAAAUUUACAAGCACUACUUCAUUGUUGAGACUGAUGAUUUAUCAAUUAGUUGAUUUACUUUACUAUAUGUUUGGCACAGAAUAUCUGUUUCUCAUUGCAUUUUGCUAGUUCUACUGAGGGUUGGGUAUUUUGUGCAUUUUUAUGUAGAAUUUGAACAACUCCAUUGUUAAGUGAAAAA
Molecule: messenger RNA, 1643 nt
Organism: Andrographis paniculata
Lineage: Eukaryota; Viridiplantae; Streptophyta; Magnoliopsida; Lamiales; Acanthaceae
Product: autophagy-related protein 8d-like
Exons: 7
Coding region: 963-1316 (117 amino acids)
Biological process (GO): cellular response to nitrogen starvation
Source: RefSeq, a predicted model, not a curated record